AUGGAGGAGAACGGUGAAUCCAUCAAGCGCGAUGUGCGCAAUCAUAUGCUGUUCGAGGUGGCCACCGAGGUGGCUAACCGUGUGGGCGGGAUCUACUCGGUCCUGAAGUCCAAAGCUCCCGUCACUACGGCGGAAUACGGCGAGCGGUACACUUUGAUCGGCCCCCUCAACAAGGCUUCGGCCGCUGUGGAGGUGGAAGAGCUCACCCCGUCCAACCCAGCUAUGCGGGAGACCAUCCAGUCCAUGAAGGACCGCGGCAUUGAGAUAAUCUACGGUCGCUGGCUCAUUGAGGGUGCGCCGCGGGUGCUCCUCAUCGACACCGGGACUGGUUACAGGUGGUUGGACGAGUGGAAAGGUGAUCUUUGGACCAACUCUGCCAUCCCGUCCCCCGCCGCCGAUAACGAGACCAACGAGGCCAUCGUUUUUGGAUAUUUGGUCGCUUGGUUCUUGGGAGAGUACAUUGCCCAUGAUCGUCGCCGCGCGGUGGUCGCUCAUUUCCAUGAAUGGUUGGCAGGUGUGGCGCUGCCACUGACGAAGAAGCGGCACAUGGACCUUACCACCAUCUUCACUACGCACGCCACAUUGCUGGGUCGCUAUCUGUGUGCUGGUUCAGUUGACUUCUACAACAACCUCCAGUACUUCGACGUGGAUGCGGAGGCCGGGAAGCGGGGAAUCUACCACCGCUACUGCAUUGAGCGCGCAGCCACGCAUAGCUGUGAUGUCUUUACCACCGUGUCGCACAUUACCGCAUUCGAGAGUGAACAUUUGCUGAAGCGGAAGCCUGACGGUGUGUUGCCCAAUGGCCUUAAUGUGAAGAAGUUCUCUGCUAUGCACGAGUUCCAGAACCUGCACUCGCAGGCCAAGGAGAAGAUCAAUGACUUUGUUCGGGGUCACUUCUAUGGCCACAAUGACUUUGAUCUCGAUAACACCCUUUACCUCUUCACCGCCGGUCGGUAUGAGUUCCGUAAUAAGGGUGUCGAUAUGUUCAUUGAGGGCCUGGCUCGUCUGAACCAUCGCCUGAAGGCCGCCGGGUCGACCAUGACAGUCGUCGCAUUCAUUAUUAUGCCUGCCCAGACCUCCUCCUUGACAGUGGAGUCCCUCAAGGGACAGGCCGUUGUCAAGUCUCUGCGCGACACCAUCGAGAACAUUGAAAAAGGCAUCGGCAAGCGCAUGUACGAGCGCUGUCUUUCUUGGAAGGAAGGCGACAAAUUGCCCGAUGAGAAGGACCUGAUCACCAGCCAGGAUCGCGUCAUGCUCCGCCGCCGUCUGUUCGCCAUGAAGCGCCAUGGCCUGCCCCCAAUUGUCACCCACAACAUGCACAAUGAUCACGAGGACCCCAUCCUGAACCAGCUUCGCCGAGUCCAGCUAUUCAACCAAGCCUCCGACCGGGUCAAGAUUGUCUUCCACCCCGAAUUCCUGAACUCAGCCAACCCCGUUCUCCCGCUGGACUAUGAUGACUUUGUGCGCGGAACCCACCUGGGUGUCUUCCCCUCCUACUAUGAGCCCUGGGGAUACACUCCCGCCGAAUGUACCGUGAUGGGCGUCCCCAGUAUCACCACUAACCUCUCCGGCUUUGGUUGUUACAUGGAGGAAUUGAUUGAGAACUCCUCCGAUUACGGAAUCUACAUUGUGGACCGUCGCUCCAAGGGAGUGGAUGAUUCGGUCAACCAGCUGACCGAGUUCAUGUUCAACUUCACGGAGAAGAGUCGUCGUCAACGUAUCAACCAGCGUAACCGAACAGAACGUCUGAGCGACCUGCUUGACUGGAAACGCAUGGGUUUGGAGUAUGUCAAGGCUCGCCAGCUGGCCCUGAGAAGAGCUUACCCGUCCUCCUUCGAGGGCCAAGAGGAUUACUUUGACAUCAUUGGAGGAACUGACCAGAAGAUCUCCCGCCCGCUUUCUGUUCCGGGAUCUCCCCGGGAUCGCACUGGAAUGAUGACCCCCGGUGACUUUGCCUCCCUGCAGGAAGGCCACGAAGGCCUGAGCACCGAAGAUUACAUUGCCUGGAAGCUACCUGAGGAGGAAGAGCCCGAAGAGCACUUCCCACUUACAUUGCGAACCCGCAAAACCACGGAGCGCCCCCAAUCCCCGUUGGACAGCAUCUCCAUCAACGGCCGCCAGCUCGGUGACAGUCCGAAAUAG
This is a messenger RNA of Penicillium arizonense, 2142 nucleotides long. Its product is annotated as glycogen [starch] synthase. Gene Ontology annotation, cellular component: cytoplasm. Gene Ontology annotation, biological process: glycogen biosynthetic process. Gene Ontology annotation, molecular function: alpha-1,4-glucan glucosyltransferase (UDP-glucose donor) activity. Bases 1 to 2142 code for a protein of 713 amino acids. The transcript is spliced from 4 exons. The record is from RefSeq and is a predicted model, not a curated record. NCBI's taxonomy places the organism in Eukaryota, Fungi, Ascomycota, Eurotiomycetes, Eurotiales, Aspergillaceae.